Misgurnus anguillicaudatus (oriental weatherfish) is the source of this 1142-nucleotide messenger RNA. Lineage: Eukaryota; Metazoa; Chordata; Actinopteri; Cypriniformes; Cobitidae. The record is from RefSeq and is a predicted model, not a curated record.
AUGAGAGAAGAAAGAGAUGAAGAGAAGAAGAAAGAACUAAAGAGAGAGUUGGAGAAAGAGGUGGAGAAGAGAACAGAGCUGGAGAGAAAGAUUAACAAACUGAAAGAUCAGAGAGAGAGAGAAAAGAUUGAGAUGGAGGAGAAACACAGACAGGAGAUGGAGGAGAUCAGGCAGAUGUAUGAAGGAGAGAUGAGGGUGGAGACAGAGAGAAACCUCAUGAAGAUCAUCCUACCUGAACUCAAGAGAAACAUUUUGGAAUCAAAGUCAAAGAUGCAGGAGGAGUUUAACAGACAGAUGGAGGAGAAGAACAGAGAGAUAGAGACACUCAAUGACAAUUAUUCAAAAGUAUGGGACCUUUAUGAGUCAGCAAUGAAGCAAAAUGUUCAAGAAUAAAAAAUAUAAAGAAUUAAAUAUUAGUAAACAAAAAUGAGUGUGUGACACAUAGCACAACUCAUCUAAAGUAUUCUCACGUUUUAGUGAGUUUUACUGAAAAUCUCUGAAAUUCUCAAGCCAAAGAGAUGAUAAUGGACAAGAAAGAUGGGUUAAUGUGGAGGCAGACAUACACUGAUUCAUUCUUCUGUGUGGAUGUCCAACCCAAUCUCAUGGCAAUAUGUUUAUAUUUUUAUAAACGUGCCUACUUCGUAUUUGUACAAUCUGUUUUCAUCCCUGUGGCAUUGUUUGCAGCUUGGUUUCAGUAAAUCUUUUGCACUGCACUAAAAAAAAACGUUUGCCAAUUUUACUUAAUCGUUUCAUGUUGUGAUUACUUAAAAACAUCAAUUUAACAACGUGAACUUAAUUUAAUCUAGUUCAUUUACCAAAAAAGUGCGUCUUCUCAACGUUGCAUAAAAAUUAUUUGUUCAGCCAACAUAACGUUGCAUAAAAGUAACAGAUUAAUCAAACCAAUACAGACUUGUAUCUCAUUGGCUGAGGAUUUUGCAGUGUAUUGCGGAUAAUUGUUGUUCUGGCACCCUCUUGCAGAAGUGUAGCACCAUAGGUAUGUGAGUAAUAAGUGUCCAAAUAUGAUUCAAUGAAUUUGUUCUGAUAUAUUUUAGAACAAAACAAACAAAUAAACUGUUUGAAAUAACAUUACAUUUAUGUUUGUGAUAUGUUUGAUAAACUGUAAUUAAAAAAGGUCUAUAUGA